CACAGUUUAUAAUUGCCAGAGUAUAGAAGAAAGUUACACUUAAAGAUAACAUGAAGGUGCUCCUUCUGCUCUGUUUGAGCAUAUCCCAAUUCUAUGUGGGCUACUCUUUACCUAGUUUGUCACUCUACAAUGAUGAAGCAACACCAAAUGAAUAUCUACAUGCAAAACCUUACACGAGAGAGGAAAUUUUGGAGGUGAAGAAACAGCUGAAUCUCUCCUGGACUCCAGAUCCUGAUGAAUAUCUAAGUGUGCCGGAACUCAUAACCAAAUAUGGUUAUCCAGUUGAGGAACAUUUUACCACUACAUCUGAUGGAUACAUCCUAAGGAUGCAUCGUAUUCCUCCUACCAAGCCAGGAGUUACACCCAACAAUCAAGUUGUGUUCCUUAUGCAUGGCCUUCUCAUGUCUUCAGCCGAUUGGAUCAUUUUGGGACCUAAGAAAGCCCUAGCUUAUUACCUUGCCGACAAAGGUUUCGAUGUAUGGAUGGGCAACGCCAGAGGUAAUACCCAAUCGAAAAACCACACACAUUGGAAGCCAUCUCAAUCAAAAUUCUGGAAAUUUUCUUGGCACGAAAUCGGCACCAGAGAUCUACCAGCUAUGAUAGACUACACCUUGAAAGUAACUAAGAAAAAAGCCCUAUUUCACAUUGGCCAUUCUCAGGGUACCACCACGUUUUACGUCAUGUGUUCAGAAUUACCAAAAUACAACAAAAAAAUCAUCGCCCACGUCAGUUUGGCACCGAUUGCUUACAUGAAGCACGCUUUCAGUCCAGUUAUAAGACUUGCUGCCAAAUUGAUGUUUUUGCCGAAGACUCUGUUGAACAUAUUUGGCGUGAAUGAAAUAAUGCCUCAUAGUUCUCUGAUGACAAUGCUAGGAAAUCAUUUUUGUGCUGUAGGACAGAUAACUGAGUUUAUGUGUAGAGACAUUCUUUUCAUUAUCACUGGUUUUGAUCGUGCUGAAUUCAAUGACACCAUGCUACCCACAUUGUUGGCACAUACACCAGCAGGUGCUUCAACUAGACAACUGUAUCAUUAUGGACAACUGUUUAACUCAGGAAAAUUCAGACAAUAUGAUCACUUCCCUUUCAACUCGCUACACUAUGGACUUCUGCAUCCAAUCAAUCCACCAUCUUACAACCUGAAGAAAGUGAAGGCACCAGUCUAUCUCUUCUACAGUAACAAUGAUUGGCUUUCCCACCCAAAGGAUGUUGACACGCUCUGCAAAAAAUUGGGCAAUUGCAAAACGCAAACAUUGGUUGCUGAGAAUAGAUUCAACCACUUGGAUUACGUUUUGGGAAUACACGCCAAAGAGAGAAUCUACACACAGGUUGCAGAAACAAUUUUGGAAAAAUCGUUGAGAGAAUGGAAUAUUAGGAAUUCUUUUGGUGAAGAUGAAUUUGAUGAUGAUGAUGAUGAUGAUGAGGAUGAAGAUUAUGAUGAUGAAGAUUAAGUUGUGAUAAUAUUUUAAGAUUUUAUUCCCUCAAUUAUUUUGCAUUCUGAAUGGAAUACUCAAAAUAGCAGGAUGAUUAUGAAUGAUAUGUACAUAUAAAAUUUUUUACGUCAUGUCUUAUUUUAUACAAAAUAAAGAUUAUGGAAUUUUUAUACUUAUCUAUAGA
Messenger RNA from Harmonia axyridis, 1614 nucleotides. Its product is annotated as lipase 3-like. The coding region runs from base 51 to 1448 and encodes 465 amino acids. The transcript has 5 exons. NCBI's taxonomy places the organism in Eukaryota, Metazoa, Arthropoda, Insecta, Coleoptera, Coccinellidae. The record is from RefSeq and is a predicted model, not a curated record. Gene Ontology annotation, biological process: lipid metabolic process.